Messenger RNA from Aedes albopictus (Asian tiger mosquito), 3594 nucleotides. It is a transcript of the gene Iswi, whose product is annotated as chromatin-remodeling complex ATPase chain Iswi. Gene Ontology annotation, biological process: regulation of transcription by RNA polymerase II; nucleosome organization. The coding region runs from base 152 to 3238 and encodes 1028 amino acids. The transcript has 5 exons. The record is from RefSeq and is a predicted model, not a curated record. Gene Ontology annotation, molecular function: ATP-dependent chromatin remodeler activity; nucleosome binding; ATP hydrolysis activity. Gene Ontology annotation, cellular component: nucleus; chromatin. Lineage: Eukaryota; Metazoa; Arthropoda; Insecta; Diptera; Culicidae.
CAUUUUUCUUUUGGUGCAAGCACCAAAGUCGCCGCUCUUUUCCUCUCAUCGCGUUUGUCAUUGCAUCGGUUGUUCAGUGAGUGGCCGAGAAAAGUUUUGUAAAUUUGCCGUGCAAUUUUUGUGCUGAACCAACCGUAAAUAGUGCGAAACCAUGUCCAAGGAGGAGGAAACCGUCGAAACGGCGGACACCAAUGAAAAUUCGAAUGAAUCCAACUCGGAUACGACGUCGUCGCACACCAAGGAACCCGACUACGAUGCUACGCUGGAAACGGACCGUGGCAAGCGGUUCGAGUUUCUGCUGAAGCAGACGGAGAUUUUCGCUCAUUUCAUGCAAGCUGCACCGCCGAAGGGAUCUACGAGUAGUCCACCGGCCAAGGCGAAGAGCAAGUCGAAGAAGGCUGACAAGGCCGAGAAGAAAACGGAGCCAGCGGCGAGCACAAGUGGCGAUCCGGGAGACCAUCGUCAUCGAAAGACGGAACAGGAGGAAGAUGAAGAACUGCUGGCGGAAACGAACACCAAGGCGAAAACGGUGUUCCGUUUUGAGGCAUCGCCGCCGUACAUCAAGACCGGAGAGAUGCGAGACUAUCAAGUGAGGGGUCUGAACUGGAUGAUUUCCUUGUACGAGAACGGCAUCAACGGAAUCCUGGCCGACGAGAUGGGUCUGGGAAAGACGUUGCAAACGAUUUCGUUGCUGGGCUAUUUGAAGAACUUCCGGAACAAUCCGGGACCGCACAUUGUGAUCGUGCCCAAGUCGACGCUACAGAACUGGGUUAACGAGUUCGGGCGGUGGUGUCCUUCGUUGAAGGCGGUCUGUUUGAUCGGUGACCAGGAGACUAGGAAUGCGUUCAUCCGGGACGUGCUGAUGCCUGGGGAGUGGGAUGUUUGUAUCACGUCGUAUGAAAUGUGUAUUAGAGAGAAGGCCGUCUUCAAGAAGUUCAACUGGAGAUACAUGGUGAUUGACGAGGCCCAUCGUAUCAAGAACGAAAAGUCGAAACUUUCGGAAAUCUUGAGAGAGUUCAAGACGGCCAAUCGUUUGCUGUUGACCGGUACGCCGCUGCAGAACAAUUUGCAUGAGUUGUGGGCUUUGUUGAACUUCUUGCUUCCGGACAUUUUCAACAGCGCUGACGAUUUCGAUUCUUGGUUCGAUGCGAACGAGUGCAUCGGAGACAACAAGCUAAUCGAACGUUUGCACGCCGUUCUGAAGCCUUUCCUGCUGCGUCGGUUGAAAUCGGAAGUGGAGAAGAGACUACUCCCGAAGAAAGAAGUGAAAAUCUUCGUCGGUCUUUCCAAGAUGCAGCGCGAAUGGUACACGAAAAUCCUUAUGAAGGACAUUGAUAUCGUGAACGGAGCCGGCAAGAUGGAGAAGAUGCGUCUGCAGAACAUUCUGAUGCAGCUGCGGAAGUGUACCAACCACCCGUAUUUGUUCGAUGGAGCUGAACCUGGUCCACCGUACACAACGGAUUACCACCUUUUGGAAAACAGCGGAAAGAUGGUCGUUUUGGACAAGCUGCUGCUAAAACUGCAAGAGCAAGGCUCCCGGGUGUUGGUCUUCAGUCAGAUGACACGUAUGUUGGACAUCCUGGAAGAUUACUGCUACUGGCGUGGGUACCACUACUGUCGUCUGGAUGGUCAAACGCCGCACGAGGAUCGUACGAAGAUGAUCGAUGAGUACAAUGCGGAGAACAGUACCAAGUUUAUCUUCAUGUUGUCGACCCGUGCUGGAGGGUUGGGUAUCAAUUUGGCUACUGCCGACGUGGUCAUCAUCUACGAUUCGGAUUGGAAUCCACAGAUGGAUUUGCAGGCUAUGGAUCGUGCUCAUCGUAUCGGUCAGAAGAAGCAGGUCCGCGUAUUCCGUCUCAUCACCGAGAACACCGUCGAGGAGAAGAUCGUCGAACGGGCCGAAAUCAAGCUCAAGCUGGACAAGUUGGUCAUCCAGCAAGGUCGCCUCGUAGAUAACAAAACCAAUCAACUGAACAAAGAUGAAAUGCUGAACAUCAUUCGCUUCGGCGCCAACCACGUGUUCCAGUCCAAGGACUCCGAAAUCACCGACGAUGACAUUGACCGUAUCCUCCAGAAGGGCGAGGAGAAAACCGCCGAGCAAACGGCCAAGUUGGACAAAAUGGGCGAAUCUUCACUGCGCAGCUUCACGCUAGACACGGAGAAUCUCGAGAACCGUUCGGUGUACCAGUUCGAAGGCGAAGAUUAUCGUGAGAAGCAGAAACUGCACGCCCUCGGAUCUUGGAUCGAACCUCCGAAGCGUGAGCGAAAGGCCAACUAUGCCGUUGAUGCUUACUUCAAGGAAGCUCUUCGAGUGGCCGAGCCCAAAGCCCCUAAAGCUCCCCGACCACCGAAGCAACCGAUCGUCCAGGACUUCCAAUUCUUCCCGCCGAGGUUGUUCGAGCUGUUGGACCAGGAAAUCUACCACUACCGUAAAACUGUCAACUACAAGGUCCCGAAGAAUCCCGAUCUGGGACCGGAGGCGAACAAAGUCCAACGGGAAGAACAGCGCAAAAUCGACGAAGCGGAACCGCUGAGCGAUGACGAACUCGUCGAGAAGGAAUCUCUCCUGACCCAGGGCUUCACCAACUGGAACAAACGGGACUUCAAUCAGUUCAUCAAGGCGAACGAAAAGUUCGGUCGCGAUGACAUCGAGAACAUUGCCAAGGAGGUUGAGGGAAAAACCCCGGAGGAAGUGAUGGAGUACAGUGCGGUGUUUUGGGAACGGUGCCACGAGCUGCAGGACAUUGAACGACUUAUGGCGCAGAUCGAGCGAGGCGAAGCGAAGAUUCAACGCCGGGCUUCGAUCAAGAAGGCUCUGGAUAGUAAGAUGUGUCGCUAUCGGGCUCCAUUCCACCAGCUACGUAUCGCGUACGGUAACAACAAGGGUAAAAACUACACCGAAGAGGAGGACCGCUUCCUGGUAUGCAUGCUGCACAAGUUGGGCUUCGAUAAGGAAAACGUCUACGAAGAGCUCCGGACGGCGGUUCGAUCGGCUCCGCAGUUCCGUUUCGAUUGGUUCCUCAAGUCGCGGACAGCGCUGGAACUGCAACGUCGUUGCAACACCCUCAUUACGUUGAUCGAGCGCGAAAAUCAAGAACUGGAAGAGAAGGAACGGCAGGAGAAGAAGAAAAAGACCGCCACGACCGGCGGAACGCAAAAACCGGCCGCAGGAAAGCGUAAGGCAGAAACCGCCACGACACCCAGCGAUAAGAACAGCAAGAAAAAGAAGAAGACCUAAAGCUACUUAGAGUGGUACUAUUUUAAGUAACAAUGACAAGCAAACAUUCUUAGAUUUAUGAAAUUUUUUAGUUUGAUUUGAAUCAAAGGAAAAUCAUGAUAAACAAAUUAUUUUUAAGGUGUCCAUUUUUUAUACAUCAGCAUCGAGAAUUAGUAACGUUUUCAGCAGUGAUUAAUUUAUUAUCUUGAGUAUUACAUACUACAGCUGCAUCUUUUCAACUGCGGUUGGUGGUAUUACACUGAUCGUCAGUUGGAUCGAAAAGCACGUAAGAAUCAAUGUCCUACUACUAUUCUACAAAUAUGAAACUCAACGCAAGAAAUACAAUUAGCACCCACUAGUUCUGUGGUAUCAACAUA